Messenger RNA from Guillardia theta CCMP2712, 2589 nucleotides. RefSeq lists its product as hypothetical. The coding region runs from base 1 to 2589 and encodes 862 amino acids. Lineage: Eukaryota; Cryptophyceae; Pyrenomonadales; Geminigeraceae. Gene Ontology annotation, cellular component: plasma membrane. Gene Ontology annotation, molecular function: ATP binding; magnesium ion binding; ATPase-coupled intramembrane lipid carrier activity. The transcript has 9 exons. The record is from RefSeq and is a predicted model, not a curated record. Gene Ontology annotation, biological process: phospholipid translocation.
AUGUGCAUUAAGUUUAUCCCCCUGAGCCUCUACGAGCAACUUGAGAGGCAUACGAACCGAUACUUCCUGUUCAUCGCCAUCCUGCAGCUGGACCCGCAUCUGACCCCAACCCAUCCAGCCACAACCUGGGGCCCUCUCGCCAUCAUCUUCAUCUUCACGGCGAUAAGGGAACUGGCGGAUGACUGGCAGCGGUUCCUCGCCGACAGGUCCGCCAACAGCCGGCAGUAUACGGUGAUGAGUGCGGCAGGGAACGAAGCCAAGGGCAACAUGGACUUCAAGAAGUUGGAUGCAGAGAUGAUAUCAGUCGGCGACCUUGUGGUGAUCAGGCAGGAUCAAGAGAUCCCGUGCGAUAUCAUGCUCUUAGGAACGUCGCACGCGGAUGGAUGCUGCUUCAUCGAAACCUCCAACCUUGACGGGGAAGCUGACUUCAAACUGCGCAGAACCCCUCCUCUGUCUUCGACCCAAUCGCUGAAGGAGAUCAAGAGCCUCGUCUCAGAGAUCGACUGUAUCGAGGUGCCGUACGAUGCUCAGCACGAGCUGAAGGGAAUGCUAUGGGUCCUCAAGAGCAAAGCGGAAAUGGACCUUGACGUGAUGGGAAGGAGCGAAGCUCGGCACGGGUAUCCCAUCGGGGAGACCCAAGCUCUGCUACAAGGAUCGCAGUUGAAGAACACCGAAUGGGUCUGUGGGAUCGCCCUGUACACAGGGAACCAGACGAGGCUCGGACGAUCCCGCCGUCCUCCAGCGUGUAAGCGAUCCGAGCUCGACGGCGCCAUCGACAGCAUCUCUGCGGUCGUGUUUGUUGGGCAGGCGAUCCUUGCAGCCAUCCUUGGGGGGCUGGGUAACCAAUGGAUGAGCAUGCACGGAGAGGGAGCAUGGUAUCUUAGAUCAGCCGUGAGCUCGGAAGGGCUCAGCCUGUAUGAGUCAGCGGUGAUUCCCCUGAGAUUUCUCCUGCUGAUGUCUACCCUCAUCCCGCUCUCAAUCCAAGUCACCAUGGACACUUGCAAAUGGCUCUACUCCAUGUGGAUCGGAUGGGACCUCGGCAUGUCUCAGUGCGAUCGGGUGGGUAAGCGAGACGCUGAACGAGGAGGAGGAGGAGGCGCGACGCUGCGGAACAGCGACAUCGCGGAGAACCUUGGUCAAGUCGGUAUCCUCCUGAGUGACAAGACAGGGACUUUGACGGAGAAUCUGAUGGCGCUCAAGGCGUGCUCGAUCAACGGCAGGAUGUAUGGGGAGCCAACGGCAGAGAGCGAGAGGAGGAAGGUGCAGUCAGACCCGAGGCUGAUCGCGGCGAUCGAGAGGGGGGACGAGAGCUUGUUCAACUACAUGAGAGCUCUUGCUCUCUGCAACACAGUCGCCACUGUGAAAGGAGACGCGAGCAAUAAGAAGGAGGAGGAGGAAGCAGCCAAUGACUAUGAGAACGAAGGGGUCGUGUAUGAAGCCAGCUCCCCCGACGAAGAUGCGCUGGUUUCGUCUGCGAGGGCCCUUGGGUUCCCGCUGCUUGACCGAUCGACAGACACGAUCUCGAUCAGAGUCAGAGGGCAGGUGGAGACGUAUCGCAUCCUCCGUGAGCUGGAGUUCAGCUCAGAUCGCAAGAGGAUGUCUAUCGUGCUCGAGAGGUGCUAUGACAACGGCCCCGACAGCCGGGAAAAACUCUACAUGUUCACCAAGGGAGCCGAUGAGGUCUUGCGGCCCCUCCUCGCUCCCAACCAGGUGGGGGAGACAGUCGCGCACAUCGACGACUUUGCGAGGAUGGGGCUGCGAACGCUGCUGGUCGCGUUCAAGAGGCUCGAGAGGAAGACACGUUUGUCUUUCUCACUUGUGUCUUCGCUUGAUGGCAGGGAGGCACGGAUCUUGCAAGCUUAUGAGAUGCUUGAGAGCGGCAUGCAACUGCUGGGAGCCACAGGGAUCGAAGACAGACUGCAGGAGGGAGUUUUUGACACGAUGAUGAGCUUGCGAGAUGCUCAGAUCAAAGUUUGGAUGGUGACAGGCGAUAAGCUGUCAACGGCCAAACAGCAGAUCCAAGAAGUCUGCUCUGCAAACUCGUCCAGCUCGUCUGGCGGCGUGCUGGGGAAGGUCAACAUGCAAGGGAACUUGCGGCACAGUGUCAAGAGCGUCCUCAAUGGCGGCGGGCAACACGCGUGUGGAGUGUCGGCUCUGAUCACGGGAAGCUGCUUGUCCGCCAUGUCGGAGAGUCAGAAGAUGAAGUUCACGCACUGCGCGUUGAGUUUGGAUUCGGUCGUCUGCUGCCGUCUCACACCUGACCAGAAAGCGCCUGUCAUUGCAUCCAUCGGCGAUGGCGCAAACGACGUCGCGAUGAUACAAACCGCUCAUCUUGGGAUCGGCAUCAUAGGAAGGGAGGGAGCGCAUGCUGUUCGUGCCUGCGACGUCUCCGUCGUUUACUUCCGCGACAUUCGCCGCUUGUUCUUGUUGCAUGGGACAUUCUCAUACCAGAGGAGCGCGCUCAUUGCUCAACUUUCCUUCUUCAAGUCCUGGGCGUUCUGUUUCGGGCAGGUCUUCUUCGCCUACUUCUCGGGGUUUGGAGGAACGAGCAUGUACGACCCGUUCAGCAUCGCAGCAUGUGAGUCUUGA